This is a messenger RNA of Microthlaspi erraticum, 1197 nucleotides long. NCBI's taxonomy places the organism in Eukaryota, Viridiplantae, Streptophyta, Magnoliopsida, Brassicales, Brassicaceae. The record is from the annotation of a GenBank genome assembly.
AUGGUGGAGAAGAAGAAUCUGGAAUUUCGGGACCAUAUUCCGGAGGACAUAUUGUUACAGAUCCUCUUGAGGUUACCAGCUAAAUCUCUAGGCAGGUUCGUUAGCGUAUCCAAGUCAUGGGAAACAAUCAUCCGCGGUCGGGAUUUCAUCAGAUUGUUCUCGUCGCCGUCUCGCUUCCUCUUGGCUUUCAACAGCGAAUUAAAGGGCUAUCAAGAAAACUGGUCUUUCUUCUCCAGAUCAACUCUGGUGUCCCCGUGUGAGGACCCGCCGUGUCCUCCGGGUUUUGUCGCCGCGUCACGGAAGGUCCCUAUUGAGGAGGAGGAAGCACCUGAGUUUCUAACAACCACGGAGUGUCAGUUUAAGAAACUGCGUUACACGAAGCCCAGUUACGUCCACGGGCUAAUCGGUUUCUUAUACGGUGAUGAACAAGUCGUUUGUAAUCCCACCACAGGCAAGUCCGUAACCUUACCCACUGUCACUGUCAAACCCAAUGAAAUGAUCGUGAGGUCCUUUUUAGGAUAUGAUCCAGUCGAUGCCCGGUACAAAGUUUUGUGCUUGACCAAUGUUAACCGGUUUUGUGAACAUCAAGUGUUCACACUUGGAUCUGCUCAGACUCAAACUGGUUCAUGGAGAAUGAUCCAAUGCUCCACUCCUCACUCUGCUUUAGGGAAUAACUCUGUGUGCAUAGGUGGCGUUUUGUAUUACACUGCUUCCACCUCUUUUAACAUGAAGGAACCAUUAUUGGUCGGAUUUGAUUUGAGGUCUGAAACUUUGGAAAUUGCUUCCACGUUUCCCGAGGGGAUUGGUUCUCACAAGUUCCAUGAAGCGAUUUUGAUAAACCACCAUGGGAAAGUGGCUCUUGUCACUCGAGGUCAUGUAUGUAAAGGCUACACUUUCACUCUGUGGGUUUUAGAGGAUGCCAAGAAACGAGAGUGGUCGAAACAAGUCCUGUGUUUUCCAACACAUUGGACUAGUAGAUUCCAUGGCGAUUUGGAAAUGGUGGGGGCUUCUGGUUUGGGAGAGUUUGAGUUUUUAUAUGCACCCAUCAAAUUUGAAGAGCUGUGUGUUUACUUUGUGGAUCACAAAAGCAACCGGAUGAGAAGGGUUCAGCUGCAAGGAAACACCAAGCACAAGUUUAGAGAUUUUCGUCAAGUUUUUACUUUCUUACAUCACGUAGAUAGUCUUAUGUUUACGUAA